CACUGUAGCUCGAGUCAUGACAAGUAAGCAAUGGUGAAAGUCUGUUAUGUAUUUUGAUUUGAUAUAUUCAUACAUCAAUGCUUUAGUAUGGUAAUUAUCAAUGCAUGCAUUACAAACACUAUUUAGAUAAAAAAUAUAUAUAUAAUGAUAAAAUGUAAAAAAAAUACCAAUGGAAAUGCAGAAAAGUGUGAGAGGUACACUUAUUCACAGUGAGGUCUCUGAACAGGCUGGAAAUGGCAGUUGAGGUCCUUACAGUUUAUCGGUGUUUUGGAGGGCGCUAGAUGGAAUGGGCAGUAAUCGGAGGUGUUACCAGCAAUCUGGAUACUGCAGGACUCGUCGAAUGAGCUCUCAAUUUUAUAUCUGGUAAGGUGUUCCAGCCCCCCUAUUCAUUCUAUAAACAAAUGAAAUUUUUGUGUAGUUAUUAUUAUAUUGUUUAGCUUCUUUGUUUCUGUCAUUCCAAUUGGAAAUUUUCUCCUUUCCUCUUUAGUUAAUUGCAAAUUUAAUGCCUUUGCUACUGCGAUCCGAAGUAUUGAUCUGUCCAUCUGAUUAACUUUGUCUAUUUCCGUCUUCGAUAUAGUUCCUAGGACGUUGAAGACUGAUGGCUCUAAUCUCCUUAUGAGGUUAUAGGAACUAAUAAAGUAUCCGAGAGAUGGCGCUGCUGUAUGCAAACAACAUUUGCUCCGAAUUUCCAAGAUGUGGCAUGCAUAAAUCUUGUGCAGCAAAAAUGUUAAGGCAAUUACUUGGUAGACGGUUCUUGGUUUUUGCUAUAGCCUGGCUUGCUUAUGCAUCUGGUUACCUGCUAAGAAAACCCAUUGGAGUGAUAAAAGUUGACUUGGAACAAGAAUUUAAAUUCACAAAGCUGCAGCUAGGAUGGAUGGACUCUGCCUUGACACUACCAUAUGCAACUUUUCAAGUGUUAUUUGGAUCAGUUGGUGACACACUUGGUGCUAGACGUACAUCAUCUGCUGGAUUGCUGAUCGCUGCUGUAUCCAUGGUUAGCUUUGGCUAUUGGAACCACCUAAGGAUGUUCCUGAUGUUACUGGUCAUCAAUGGCAUUGGUCAGUCCCAGUGCUGGCCAAACUUCAUAAAGAUCAUAGGAUUGUGGUUUACGAACAGUAAUAGAAAUACUGUGUUUGGAAUCUAUGGAACAUGUGCCUUCGCCGGUGGAAUUGCAGGAACAUCUCUCGCGGUGUAUCUCCAGGCAUCCUAUGGAUGGAGACACAUCUUCUUUCUACCAUCUGUGAUUGUGGCAGUCUCGAGUGUUCUGGUUUUCCUCUUCUGCUCUGAGCCCUCUGAGCUAGGACUUGUCAUUCCAAGCAAAGAUCUGCAAACUACGUCCAACAGGGAUGUUUCGACUGUACUAUCCUGGUCAGAACUCUUAAAAAUGCCGAUUCUAAUCGAUGUGUCAUUGGCCAUGUUCUGUUUGAAGCUUGUGAGAUACUGCAUGUAUAUGUGGCUACCAUUGUAUCUACUAAGUCAUCUUAGCUAUGGUAAAACGGAAGCCGGCAUGUUUUCCACGAUGUUUGAAGUGGGAGGAGUGGUCGGCAGUGCAACAAUAGGACUCGUGAUUGAUAGGAUGUUCAAAGGCAACGGCAUCUUGGGAUCAGCGAUUUCGGCUCUCUUCUGUACAGUGUGUUUGUUGUGCUUCACGCUCACCCGCCACUGGGGAGUCGCCUUCAACAGUGCAUUCAUGGUGCUCGUAGGAGCUUUCAACUGUGGACCUGACACCAUCUUGGGAGGCUCUGUCUCAGCACAGCUGGGAGAGAUGAAUGGCCGCUCAUCCGCAGCUUCCGUGACUGGCAUUGUUAAUGGAUUUGGCACUCUGGGCACCGUGGUGCAGGGACCAUUGAUCGGCUUUGUAUCAGAACACUAUGGCUGGCCAGCCGUCUUUUACAUCAUGGUCGCUUUCUCAAUGUUGGGGAGUGUGUGCAUCUUUCACGCCAGCACGCUAAAGGCUGCACUCGCACAGGAACAGUCAACGAGCUCUGGCGACAGUAGGAGGGAUAUACAACGGCUGUUAGUAGAGCAGGAAAUCUAGCAUUUGUUAAAAGAAAAUGUUUGACGAAAUAAUGGGUCAAUUAGGUGACAUUUUAAUGAUAAAAUAAUAGUAAUUUACAAUGACCCAAAUGUUAUAAAUGCACAAUUUACGGGUGAUAGUAAUAACUUAAAUAUUUUAUUUCCCUAUAGUAUUAGCACGUGGUGCUAGAAGUGUGCUACAGAAAUUACCUUUAUAUCACUGAAUUAUAUUUAAUAUUUUAUUAAAUUAUAUAUUAUAAUUAUAAUUAUAAUUAUAAUUACACUGAGUGUGGAGUAAAGGAAGUCUGCAAUGAGCACAAGACAA
Molecule: messenger RNA, 2341 nt
Organism: Priapulus caudatus
Lineage: Eukaryota; Metazoa; Priapulida; Priapulimorpha; Priapulimorphida; Priapulidae
Product: sugar phosphate exchanger 3-like
Exons: 11
Coding region: 650-2038 (462 amino acids)
Biological process (GO): transmembrane transport
Cellular component (GO): membrane
Molecular function (GO): transmembrane transporter activity
Source: RefSeq, a predicted model, not a curated record